This is a messenger RNA of Schistocerca gregaria, 1907 nucleotides long. It is a transcript of the gene Scox, whose product is annotated as protein SCO1 homolog, mitochondrial. Lineage: Eukaryota; Metazoa; Arthropoda; Insecta; Orthoptera; Acrididae. The transcript is spliced from 5 exons. Gene Ontology annotation, molecular function: copper ion binding; copper chaperone activity. Gene Ontology annotation, biological process: mitochondrial respiratory chain complex IV assembly; intracellular copper ion homeostasis. The record is from RefSeq and is a predicted model, not a curated record. The coding region runs from base 354 to 1163 and encodes 269 amino acids. Gene Ontology annotation, cellular component: mitochondrial inner membrane.
AUUGAAAUUAACCGCCAUUUCCAAAGACGUUAGAUUUAUACGUACACUAAUUAUUUGGUUGAUAACAAGAAAGUUCUCUUCAGAGAUUGUAAAUACAAUGCCGGUUCAUUGCAAUGACUCACUGGGUGAUGGUGUGAAAUUGUAUCGAUUGAAAAAAAAGAAAAAUUUAUUGACGAAUAAAUUCAUUAGUUAUAUAGCUGAAAACAUUUAAUACAUAGCAUGGAGAGUGUCUACGCCCGCCAGAGUGCUAUAAGUUCACACGAAACACCGUAUCUCUGUAGUAUAUGAGUGAUGACCCGUACGUAACCUCUCUCUCGUUAAAAGUUUGGGCGUGCGCAGAUUGUGUGUAAACAAUGUCGAAAGUUCUGCCGAGACUACAUUAUUUGCUCAGAAAUAGAAGUAGUCUGAUGACAAGAACAUGUACCGGUGUCAGAAUGUACGCUACGGACGAUUCAAAUAGUACAACGACAAAGAUUCCAGGUGGAAAAGAAGAUGGGAAGAAGGGAAAGGGUGGUCCAGUAACCUGGAAAACAGUGGGUAUUACAGCUCUUGUAGGUGGUUCCCUGGCAGCUUUUAUGCUCCAUCUAAAGAACGAGAAACAACAAGCGCGCGACCGCGAGAGGAAGCGGCAGCUGGGCAAAGCGGCCAUCGGCGGUGCCUUCGAGCUCGUGGACUGCGAGGGUCGGCCGCGCUCGAGCCGCGACUUCCUGGGCCAGUGGCUGCUCAUCUACUUCGGCUUCACGCACUGUCCAGACAUCUGCCCGGACGAGAUCGAGAAGAUGGUCGCCGUCGUCGAAACGCUCGACAAGUUGGAGGACGUGCCGAAGGUGCAACCGCUCUUCAUCACAGUGGACCCGGAGCGAGACACGCCCACCGUUGUGGGCAAAUACUGUGCCGAGUUCUCGCCGCGCAUCAUUGGGUUGACCGGCUCGCCGGAGCAGGUGCAGCGCGCCUGCAAGGCGUACCGCGUCUACUCUAGCGCCGGCCCUCGUGACGUCGAAGACGACUACAUUGUGGAUCACACCAUAAUCACGUACCUGGUGAACCCGGACGGGGAGUUUGUCGACUAUUACGGCCAGACGCGAACUGUCGAAGAGGUCGCGAACAGCAUCCAGUUCAACAUGGUGAAAUACAAUGAGGUGCAUAAGAAGUCGUGGUUCUAGUUCGCAGCGCCGGCGAAGUGCCGGUGACGCGCGGGACUGCUGCGGGGCGCCGGGGCGUAACCGUUUCGAGGGACAGUCGCCGAACUGACCGGGGAGUGCCUCGUCGGUAUCAGUCGGUGGCGCAACAACAGGACAGUCUGUGUUCUCAUUCUAAGCCUGCCAGAUCUUCCAGAAUUUGCUUGCACUCGGGACAGGCUCCUUUCUAGUAUCGCAGUCAGAGGCAGAAGCAGGCUGUGAAUAGGAAGAAGGGUGAAUUGAUCACCGCAAGUAAUAUUUCAGUGGCAAAAUAUUUCUGGUAACACGCAGGCAUUAGAUUUACAGCAGAAACCUCAGGCGAGUAGUGGAUGAGAGAGAAAUGUAUCGGUUGUGCUUUUGGUAUGCACUCUUCGACAAACAGGAUGUGGUUGCACAUUGUUCUUCUACAUAACUUUCUAGGAAGUAACUGCAGGCGAAGUAAUUACUGUUUCUAAUAUUUUAUUUUGUAGAGGAGGUAUAGUGUAGGAGACUAUUGUACGUUUCACAUUGUUCCUUGAGAAAAAGGUGACUGUGUACCACACAUUACAUUUUCCUCAUCAUCAAACUCCGUACGGUAAACACGUGUCUUUUGUAUUGGCCCUGCUCGUAAAGACUGCUGCGAUUUUUUUCCAUCGUUCCAGUAUUUAACAACAACAGAGUUCGUAGGCCAGUACCCACACAAUACCUACUUAAAGGAGUAAAUGCGCUGUUCAAAAACACUGAAAAAAA